Helobdella robusta is the source of this 537-nucleotide messenger RNA. RefSeq lists its product as hypothetical. Lineage: Eukaryota; Metazoa; Annelida; Clitellata; Rhynchobdellida; Glossiphoniidae. The annotation marks the transcript as partial. The transcript has 3 exons. The record is from RefSeq and is a predicted model, not a curated record.
GUGAUUGUUCAUGUUUGUUCGCGAUUGUUUGCGUUAGUUUGUGAUUGUUCGCGUUCGUGUAUAUUCGUGAUUGUUCAUGUUUGUUCGCGAUUGUUCGCGUUAGUUUGUGAUUGUUCGUGUUCGUGUAUAUUUGUGAUUAUUCGUGUUUUUUCGCGAUUGUUCGCGUUAGUUUGUGAUUUCGUGAUUGUUCAUGUUUGUUCGCGAUUGUUCGCGUUACUUUGUGAUUGUUCGUGUUCGUAUAUAUUCGUAAUUGUUCAUGUUUGUUUGCGAUUGUUCGCGUUAGUUUGUGAUUGUUCGUGUUCGUGUAUAUUUGUGAUUAUUCAUGUUUGUUCGCGAUUGUUCGCGUUAGUUUGUGAUUGUUCGUGUAUUUUACUUAUAAAAAUCUAUGUGUAUGUUUGUUUGCAUGCGUAUGUAUGUAUGUACGUCUGUUUGUUUGUAUAUAUGUGUGUAUGUCUGUUUGCAUAUAUGUAUGUAUGUUUUCAUGUACUUUUACAAAUAUGUAUGUUUUCAUGUAACAUUUUAUGUAUGUAUAUCUGA